AUGAGCAGCCAAACAUCCCGAAACGAGAAAAUAAAUGCGCCUGUGAACUAUGCUCUGCUUUCGAGCCAGCAUGGUGCUCUGAAUGGCCACAGAAGGACCACGCUGAAACUGAUCAAAAGUGGGACUGCUUCCUCUUCAAACUCCACUGAUUCUAAUGCUACGGCAUCUCUCGCACCACUUGCAGACCUUCUUGCCAGCUCGUGUGGAAAUUUGGUGGUUGCGACCGUUUCCUCCGGUGCUAGAUAUAAGGGUGUUCUAGUCACAGCAGAUAUAUCUGGAACUGGUAACUCUGCCAUGCUGAUUGUAUUGGAUCAUCCCAAAUUGGCACUGAAGUCUUUGCUCAAUGAGAAAAGUAAUGUUGAUGAUGAUUUGCCCGAACGCCUUGUUAUUCAAGCCAAGGACUUGAUUGAUGUAGAGGUUGCAACUGCUGUGGCCUCCAAUAAAGAUGCAAAGGAGGUGAAAAAGAAUUCUCCUGGUCCUGCGCCUUUGAAAGCCGACUCUCCCUCUAUAUCAACCUCUCCCUCGUCUUCCGCAGAUUCCUUCACUUCUACCUCUUCUAAGAUUCCAUCUCCAGCCACUGUUCCUAAGAAUACUCAAGUACCGGCAUCCAAGACUAUAUCUUACUCUGAACUUGCUAAGCGGGUGAACACAGAUUCUUCGUCCUCUUCCUCCAAAACCGUAAAGGCUCCUAUUUCGACUUCUGCUGCUGUUACUACUUCUGUGGUUCCCAAGAUUGAAAAGAAGUUGGCUGCAGUGUCGUUGCAAGAUACAAAGACUAAUACUCAAGAUUCCGCAAAGUUUAGAACUGACAGAGACAUUUCUGCUGGUUUUAAAUUCAAGGAAAGAGAACUCCAAAAAUGGCAACCUGACGAGGAUACCAAGGAACUCACUUUGGAGGACAAUCAGUUCAAUUCGGGCUCAUGGGAUCAAUUCAAGGUAAACGAAGAAAAAUUCGGUGUUGAAUCUACUUAUGAUGAGCAUUUGUACACCACUAGAGUCAACACUUCCGCAACGGACUAUAAUGAACGCUUGCAAAGAGCCCAAAAAAUUGCCCGCGAAAUUGAAGGCCUGACUACUCAAGACCAUCAUGUCAUGGAAGAACGUGGUAUUGUCGUUGCUGAUGAUAGCGGAAUGGACGAGGAAGAUAAGUACUCCGGUGUUCUUGCCGAUGUACAGCCCGCGAAAGUCGAUACUAGAGGAAGCGAGUUGAUGGCAGCACUUCGCCUUGGCUCCUUGUCCAAUGAAGGAUCAGGAGAUGUCAAGCGCUCUCUUCCUGGAGAUGGAAAAUACUCUACUCCAGGACAACGGGCCGCGCAAUAUCAUGAUGAUCCUGCCAUUGUCGCAAGUUCUGCUACUAAGAAGACUCCUGUUGUUGCUGCUAGUACUACUGGACUGACCGCGGCUGUUGCUUCUGUGGCGGAGACUAGUAAGAAAGACUCUCAAAAGAAACCUGCGAGUGCCCCACAGGAAACAUUCCGGUUGAAUGCUCAGAGUGAGAUCAACUCCUUAAAGGAAUUCUCGGCAAGCUUCAAAGUGCCACACAAAAUGCCAAAUGACCUCUUGCCUAUACUCGCAAAAGAUAAGAGUAAGCAAGACCAGAUCUUGAAGAAGCAAGAACAGUCAAAGGAGGCGAAAGAAGCUGCUGGUAAAGAAGUUCCAAGUAAGACGACUGCCAAACCAGAGGCACAGAGUAGCCGUAAAUCCUCUACUACCGAUGGUGUUAAAGAAGUGAAACAAUUCAAACUUAACCCCAAAGCAGCAGCUUUUACUCCUUCACGUCCUCUUCAGGCUUCUCCAUCGAUGUCCAUGGCUUCAACUGUCACAUCUCCAAGGAUGCAAAAUCAGAAGCCCGGAUCAUUUGGUGGACGUGAUAAGAAGCCACACACUUUGACUGCUGUCGAGGUGUUCGGCUCACAAGACAAGGUGCCCACCGCUGAGUCAAAGAAGAAAAAGCUUAACAGAUUGAGAGAGGGUGUGAAUAUGUACGCUUCCAUUCUUCGGGAGCAGGAGGCAAGAAAGGAUUCAUCAACACCUAUCACAUUUCCCAAGAUGUUCACCACUCCUCCUACUUGGGAUUCUACCGUUGAUGAGUCUUACGAAAAGGUCAUCACAGACCAAUGCAUUUCUCAGUCGCCAGCUCCAGGCCAUCCAGGCGUUCCAUAUAUGGGUAACCCAAUGAUGGGAGGACCAGGUUCUGGACCACACAUGGCUGCACCUGGAGGUUAUAAUGGGGUAGCAGCUGCUGGCGGUAAGUUUCCCGUGUCACCAUCAAUGCAUCAUUCAAUGGCGCAAAUUCAGCAACAGCAAAUGCAGGCAGCCAUGUUCUACCAACAGUUCCAAGCUGGAGCUGGCGGUAGACCUGGGCCACAUAUGAUGUACAUGCCACCGGGGUCUGAUCCACAAUACAUGGCUCCCGGUUUUAUAGUGCCCGGCGGGAUGAUGGGUGGGACCUAUGGUCACAUGAGUCCUACGUACACUGGUAGUGACAUGGGGUAUUCUGGCGGUUCUCAAGGGCUGGAAUCGCACCAUAACGGAGGACAAGGGGGCCACAGUCAUGAAGGCCGAGGCGGAUCUCAUGGUGGACAUAACAAUCACGGCAGUCACGGUUCUCAAAGCAGCAGCACUCAUGCUGGGCAUAAAGAGCAUUCGGGAUACAAUAGUAACCAGGGAAACAAAAGGUAUCAGAAGAAAGGAGGUUACAAUUGA
Molecule: messenger RNA, 2706 nt
Organism: Australozyma saopauloensis
Lineage: Eukaryota; Fungi; Ascomycota; Pichiomycetes; Serinales; Metschnikowiaceae
Exons: 1
Coding region: 1-2706 (901 amino acids)
Biological process (GO): cytoplasmic stress granule assembly
Cellular component (GO): cytoplasmic stress granule
Molecular function (GO): mRNA binding
Source: RefSeq, a predicted model, not a curated record